ACCCCCACAGUAAUAAUGCUGUUUCUCCCCUCAGGUGCAAAGAAGUGGCUGGAGUGGAGGAAAGAGAUUGAGCUGCUGUCGGAUGUAGCCUACUUUGGCCUCACCACACUUGCAGGCUACCAGACCCUCGGGGAGGAGUACGUCGGUGUCGUCCAGGUGGACCCGUCCCACAGCCGCGUGCCCUCGAUGCUGCGCCGUGGUGUGCUGGUCGCACUGCACACUGUCCUGCCCUACCUGCUGGACAAGGCCCUGCUCCACCUGGAGCACGAGCUGCAGGCUGACAGCACUGGCACCUGGCCCUCACAGGGCAGCCUGGCACCUGGCGUGCGCAGCCGGUCGGGGGCAAGGCGCUGGGUGCGCCAGCAUGCAGCCACCCUGACGGAGCAGCAGCAGAAGGCACUCCUGCGGGCCACGUUGGUGCUCAGGCAGGGCCUCAGCUGCCUCCAGCGGUUCCACGUCGCCUGGUUCUAUAUCCACGGCACCUUCUACCACCUGGCCAAGAGGGUCACGGGAGUCACCUAUCUCUGCGUCCGCCGCCCGCCUGCAGAGGACCCGAGGGUCCGCACAAGCUACAGGCUGCUGGGGCUCGUCUCCUUGCUGCACCUGGCACUGUCCGUGGGACUGCAGCUGUACGGCUUCCAGCAGAGGCAGCGCGCCCGCAGGGAGUGGAAGCUGCAUCGCAGCCUGUCUCACCGCAGGAGCCACGUGGAAGAGAGGGCAGUUUCCAGAAACUCGGUGUGUACCCUGUGCCUGGAGGAACGCAGGCAUUCGACAGCCACACCCUGUGGCCACCUCUUUUGCUGGGAGUGCAUCACCCAGUGGUGCGACACCAAGACGGAGUGUCCUCUCUGCAGGGAGAAGUUCCCUCCCCAGAAGCUCAUCUACCUGCGGCACUUCCGCUGACCCGAUGGAGGAACCCAGGAGGCUGUCUUAAUGUCAGGAAAAAAACUUAAGUUAGUCUCAAGAUGAACUUUACUUGCACAGAAAUCACAAAAUUCUCAAAUUUCUAUUUUUUGUCACAUAAGAUAGUAUGCCAGCAGCUCAGGACAGAAGCUGGACCUGGCUGCAAAACAGCUGGUCCAGGGCCUUCAGGGCCGGGUUUGGGUACGGGUUCCACCCAGCUCCGUUACCCCGAGCCUGGGGACGCUGAUGGCGAGACUCAGCCAGGGGCGGAGGCUCAGCUGAGAGCCCCACACACCCCCACUGUGGCACAGUUUAGUCACUUCUUCAGGAACUUCACUCUUUGGACAAGGUUUUAGGUUCCCUACAUUUCCC
Messenger RNA from Ceratotherium simum simum (southern white rhinoceros), 1275 nucleotides. The record is from RefSeq and is a predicted model, not a curated record. Lineage: Eukaryota; Metazoa; Chordata; Mammalia; Perissodactyla; Rhinocerotidae.